This is a messenger RNA of Prunus armeniaca (apricot), 273 nucleotides long. The record is from the annotation of a GenBank genome assembly. Lineage: Eukaryota; Viridiplantae; Streptophyta; Magnoliopsida; Rosales; Rosaceae.
AUGUCGUCUUUGAUUACAUUGGCUCUAUAUGGAAACAACUUGAGUGGUGGUCUUUUAGACAAUAUAUGCCAGCAUCUUCCUAGUAUUCACGUGCUCAAUUUGGGUCGUAACCACUUUGAUGGUCCACUUCCAUCCAAAUUAUGGCAAUGCAAAGAGCUUCUUAUAUUAUCACUGGAAGAGAACAACUUCAGUGGAAGCAUACCCAAAAAUAUUGGCAACUUAACCCAGUUAAUGGUUAUUACUCUUAGCAGUAACAAUUUGAGAGGUAACUAG